Chelonoidis abingdonii (Abingdon island giant tortoise) is the source of this 735-nucleotide messenger RNA. RefSeq names its product ER membrane protein complex subunit 9 (gene EMC9). The record is from RefSeq and is a predicted model, not a curated record. Gene Ontology annotation, cellular component: EMC complex. NCBI's taxonomy places the organism in Eukaryota, Metazoa, Chordata, Testudines, Testudinidae.
AUGGCGGGGGCUGGGGGUUUGAGAGAUGGCAGAGGGUUGGAGGUCUCGCACAGGAGCCUAUGCCAGAUGUGCCUCCACGCCGCCCGACCCCACGCCGCGUACAAUGGCUGUCUGGGGCUUCCGGGGGACCCCCCGAUGUGUCUGUUCUCACCUGACUGCGUCCUUACUUUUCCACAGAACUUGGCCUCUCAGCGUUCAUGCUGGGCGGUGGCGCUGAACCAGGUUGAUCUGUGGGCGUCCCGCUCUAACCUGCUGGUGGCUGGGUACUACCAAGCCAAUGCCGGGCUGGAUGACAUGAGCCCCACCCCCCUGGCUCUGAAGAUGGCUGGACGCCUGGCCGAGUUCUUUGAGGGUGCUGUAUUGAUCAUGCUGGAUAACCAGAAACUGACUCUGAACCCCCGCGUGCCCCCCAUCAUUGUGCUGGAGCAGCGGGAUCGGCACUGGCUCCCCAAGGACAAGAACCUAGUCAUGUGGCGCAACUGGGAAUCCUCCCGCCACAUUUGCAAGUCCCUGCUGGAGGCUAAAGCUCACACCCAAUUGGUUGACUUCGAUGCCCACCUUGAUGACAUCAGACAGGACUGGACCAAUCAGCACCUCAACACGGAGAUCGCCCGGCUGGUGUCUGUGGCCAAUGGCAGCGCCUGAGGGACCCUAUUGGCUGUAUUCUGAUUGGACUGCUUGGAACAAUGGCACAACCCCAUUCGCUGGCCCCAGUAAAGACUCAUCUGACUUUCA